This is a messenger RNA of Struthio camelus australis, 2698 nucleotides long. NCBI's taxonomy places the organism in Eukaryota, Metazoa, Chordata, Aves, Struthioniformes, Struthionidae. The record is from RefSeq and is a predicted model, not a curated record.
AUGUACUCCUUCAUUACACAACCUCUGAGUGGUUACAUGUUUUAUAUUGCUGUUACUGUGCGAUCCGCGACGCAUAAAGUCAAGGAAGGGGAGGCUCCGGAGUCAGCGAAAUCUCGGCGGCAGUGGGAGAAAGAGUCGUGCCCCCCCCCCUUCCCCCGUCAGAGUGAGUUCCGGAGCCCGGCGCUUUCUGUGCGUGCCAGCACUGAUGCAGGGACAGCAGGAGCCCUGACUCCUCAGCAUGUCCGAGCUCAUUCCUCGCCAGCAUCACUGCAGCUGGGAGCUGUUUCUCCAGGGACCCUUACACCUUCUGGAGUAGUGACUGGUGCUGGAGCUCCAUCUUCUCAACAUCUCCGCCAGUCCUCAUUUGAGAUCCCUGAUGACGUACCUUUGCCACCAGGCUGGGAGAUGGCUAAGACACCAUCUGGCCAGAGAUACUUUCUUAAUCACAUUGAUCAGACAACAACAUGGCAAGAUCCUAGGAAGGCCAUGCUUUCCCAGAUGAACGUUACAGCUCCCACCAGUCCUCCAGUGCAGCAGAACAUCAUGAAUUCAGCAUCAGGCCCACUCCCCGAUGGAUGGGAACAAGCUAUGACCCAGGAUGGAGAAAUUUACUACAUAAACCAUAAGAACAAGACCACAUCUUGGCUAGACCCAAGGCUUGACCCACGCUUUGGUAAAAGUUCAUCUCACUUCAGAAUUUUUGAUCCGCUUCAGUUCACUUAGCAGCUUUCAUUCUGCAGGCAUAUUUUGGAAACUUUUUGUAGUAAGAUUAAAUAAGAUUAAAAUAUAUUUUAAUUUGAAUCAUAGAGAUUUUUUUUUCUUCAGAAUUAGCGUAUAUCCUGUAGGAGUAUAGUCACCGAAGGUUCUAAUGCUAGAGGUUGGGAUUUUGCCAUAUGAUCCAUACAGUUCCCAAACUUGGUUGCAUUCAGGAACUAUUUAUCUGAGACGGUUUUGUCCAAGCUCCCUUAAACUUGCAAAACUUUGCACCAGAAAAGCCUUUUAAUUCCCGCAUAAACAAUUAGUUUCCUUUACACUGUCCUAAGGAGGUCAUUCUCUAAUAGCAAUUUAUGCUCUUUAAAUACACUUGAAACAUAUACCAGCUUAUAAUUCCAGCUUGUCACAGUGAUGAUCAUGACAAAAAUUUCUAUUUUAAACAAUAUGGAGAGAAAUGUUUAGUUCCUUUGUUUCUACCUUAAUCUUCUUUUUGAGGGGUAAAGAAUAUUAAUUAGACUAUGUAACUUGAAAAGAGAAAUAGUCACUUAAAUAAGAGUCUGAAUGUAAAUAUUUUAUGCAAUAGAACUGAUAUUUUAGGUUUCUGGCAAUAUUUGUCCUCUACACUAAAAGCAGAGUUGCAGACUUUUCAGUAAAAUACUGCCAUUAUUGAUACAAAUAGCAAUAGAAUAUAAAUAACAUUGUUAAGAGACAUCCAAAUGAGCUCCUUAGAUCAUCCAAGUGAUUGUUCUUAUGUAUUCAAAGUGGUUUAUUUUUGUAAGAAGUCAUGACCUGUGUGUAUUUAAACUUUAUUAGAUGUAUGUAUUUGUCUUUGAUCUGUUUUCCGAAUAACUUACUAUUUUCAACUCCUUUGGAUUUUAGUUAUUUUUCCACAGCUAUGGAAAAACUGGUAGGGGUAAAACAACAAAAAAAUCAUUGUCGUUUUCAAGCUUUAGUUUUGGACUCAGUGCAACUAAAUGAAAACAGUGUGCAGAUCACUGAGUAGGUCAGGCUGAGGGGAUACAAAGCCUUUGAAGCUUUGCAGGGGUUGACCUAACAACAACUGUGGGCCCCUUUUGGGAGAGGCAUUAACUCCAUGAAUGCCAUAUAAACACAGAGCUGCAAAACUCAACAGUCCCCGUUCUGUUUUGUUUUUCUGAAAUGGCUGUUAGAAUUUUCAACGUUUUUGUUUUGUAGGCUUAAGUGCUUACAUUAAACAUCUGUUUGCUCUUAUGGAAAACACUAGAUUGUCACACUGUUCAUAAACUGCUCACUAGUUUGUAGACAGGUUGAACCACUGUGCAAUUUGAGCCCGAAGGUGGGGCAUAUACGUAUGUAUUGAUGAUUGUCAGCUUUGGCAGAUGUCCAUGUUGACUUUGACACCCGCCUGCAGGUUGCAGACCUGUUUGUGUAUUGCAAGAGGAGUGUGUGGAUAAUUUGCGACUUCACAAUUACUAAAUAAGUGAACAAGGCUUAAAAGGAAGCAGUCGUUUUGAAAAUCAGUGUUGCCUCUUGCAGUGAAAAGAGGCAGUCAAUUAUAUUUUCUUAAGUAAUCUGGCAGUAUGUAUAUAUUGCUUUUCUUUAUAUUACUUUAGAGUUUAGACUGACAAGAGCUGGAUAGACCAGCUGGAUCUGAAAAGGAGUGUGGAAAAGGCUUUAAUUGACCAAGGUCAUGAGUGAGAUGAAUCUUGUUUCUCAGAGCUAUUUUGUACUUCUGUAAAUAGUACGUCUAAUUACAAGGGUAAAAGCUACUUGUCUUGUGUACGCUGAAAGUCCAUGAAAAGUUAAGGCUGUGCAGUUAAAGUGAAAGAAGUUAGAAAUGUCCAAAAGACUGCAUAAGGGUUUCUUGCUGCAUAGCUUCCCUUUUUGGGCCCACUGUGUAUGUGUAUCCCAGACAGGCUUGAGUACGUGCCAAGGCUCUUUAUUUCGUGGUCGGACUUUUAAUCUGUUCCAGACCUUUUCAGUCAAAGAGCUCAAGUGUAACUGA